Messenger RNA from Myxocyprinus asiaticus (Chinese sucker), 4531 nucleotides. RefSeq names its product phosphoinositide 3-kinase regulatory subunit 6-like. Gene Ontology annotation, molecular function: 1-phosphatidylinositol-3-kinase regulator activity. The record is from RefSeq and is a predicted model, not a curated record. NCBI's taxonomy places the organism in Eukaryota, Metazoa, Chordata, Actinopteri, Cypriniformes, Catostomidae. The coding region runs from base 244 to 2445 and encodes 733 amino acids. The transcript has 21 exons. Gene Ontology annotation, biological process: G protein-coupled receptor signaling pathway; positive regulation of MAP kinase activity. Gene Ontology annotation, cellular component: phosphatidylinositol 3-kinase complex, class IB.
GAACUGACCCCCGCCUGGUCUGCACCGGACUAAAUAGUAAAGAAAAGGUUGGCGCUCAACAUUUCCAGAAACAGACGAUUUGACGGAGGAAAAGACACUUUCUGCUUGAGUAUUUGGACUAUCAGAAUUUCACCGUUCCUCAUAGGAACAGUUUUUUGUAAAGAAGACAUGAAGGAUCUUUCUAACUGACUCAUCCAUGUCAAGUAUAUAGGAUAUAUCUCUCUGUGAACUGCGAACUCCACCAUGGAAGAAACAUUUGGUGGUGUCUCCUCAAUUGUGGAGUCUAGUCUCUACCACAAUGUCCACACCAUCCUCAGAGAACUGGACUGUGAACCUCAGGCUGGAUCAGCCUGCAAUAAAGGAAUGUUGAGAUGGACACUUCAUAACAAGGUGGAGAGAAAUCCAUCUAUCUGUGGCCCUCUGCUGAACGUCCUGAUAAAAGAGCUUGAGAAGGCAGAGAGAAUUGAUUCCAAGAUCCGCAUUAUUCCUUUGCUUCACACACUUGCCUACACAGUCUUACAGUCUGUUUUUAUUCCAGACAACCUCUAUCACAGGAUAUAUGUGUGCCUAAAAAGUUUAGUUAUUUUGCCUAUGCCCUACUGUGCAAUAGCCCUCAACUAUGCAAGACAGAUGAAAAUGGAGCAAACCACACCAGGAAUGCUGUAUCAAAGGAGGGUCAUUGCUGAACACAAUCUCCGUAAAGAACUUUAUCCACUCUAUGAGAAGGUGUUUGUGUUUAUGGAUCCUGCUGUCUUCCCUCUGUCUCUGCUGAGCACACUCAAAGCUGACGUGGAGAGUACAGACCAACGUGGAGACACAUUGAUCUACAAGCGCAGGGUUAUACUACACACAAUGCUUGCUGGACUAGGAAAGCAGUGUCACAUUGGCCAGCUCACACAGGCUCUAGAGCAUUUAGGUGAAGACCUGGAGCAGCACUUCCAGGAUAUAGUCACAAUCACAGAGCAAAUAAUAGAAGAGGGAGCUUCUGAUUCUAAUCAGUACAAAAGAAGACUAGAAGAGAUUUGCCAAAACAUCCUGCCUGAUGUUAGUAAAGAUCUGUCGUGUCCAUCCUCACAUGCAGAAGCUCAGCUGCCUAAUCCUGAGGUUAGCUUCAAUAUCUGGACCAAAGAGGAUGACAUAUGGAAUGAGCUGGUUAACUUUGCACUUAUGGUUCCUUCGGACCGGAACUCUACGUAUCUAGAUGAAGAUGACUUGAAACGAAACUCUGUCUUGUCAACCGUAUCCACGGACAGUGGCAUAGAAGGAGACAUGCCCAUCUCUGAGUUCUCUUCUUUAAUGAUGGAAGCUCAGGGUGGACCAGAGGAACAGAGCUGCUCUCAGUCCUUCUACAGGAGGCCAUGUGUGAGAUGGCCCAAAAGUAGCAACAGAAUGACGCUCAUGAUGGAGGCAAUUAAAGGAAGUGGAGGAUACAACAUCCCUAAAGAGGAAAGGAACCUCACCGCUCGUGUCGUUGUAAUGGGUGACGAUAGAACGCUAGGGCGGCUAGCCAAGACUUUUCAUACUAUACGAAAAAGAGAAGUACGACAUCUUCUACUGACAAAGAGAGUGAACAUGGAGUUGUAUUACAUACCAGUCACUGACCAGCCUUCUUCAGCUGUUCAGGAGGGUCUUCCGGUGACUGAGGAUAUGCUAACACUGGCUAGGUACUUGGGAAGCGUGGAUCCGUGGUAUGACUGUAACAUCAACGGUUUAGGGGCCAUGAUUCUCAAACUGGCCCAAAUGCAAUCUAGUCAGAGUGAAUCAUCAGACCCCAACUCCUUCCUGCUAGAUAUCAUCUCUUACUACACACGUGUCAGCCAACAUCCUGUGCAUCUCCCCGUCUACUCUGUCAAGAUCUGUUUCUCUGGCCCCAGCACUUACACAGUGGAGGAAGUGUUUGUGUCUCAGCUCGCAAUGGACUUCCCCGAUGUCAGAAGUUUCAGAUCCACAUUUAAAGACACAAUUAAAGGUUCAGUGCGGUACAAUAGGAACAACCCACAAGAAUUGUAUGGUCCAACUGUGUCGGUUAAUUAUAGAAAGGCCUCAAUAAGUGACAGAGAAAAGGAAAGGGGAAUGACUUUGAUGACAUGUGGCAUGUUAAUCAGUGUCAUGCCGUCCUGCACAGCCAAAAGUCUGCAUAGUGUCAACAUAAGUUUACAAGAUAUAAAUCCCACAAGGCCCAGCACACAUUCAUUCAGAGCAGUUAGUGUCAAUAUCAGAGUUCUGGAAAAAAGGUCAUUCUCUGUGUGUUUGGAUAAAGACCCACGUAGAACCUUCAAAAAUGUCCAGAGUAUUGAGGUUUCUCCAUGCUUGGAUCCAGGAUAUUGCCAUCAAGAGACUACCAAAUCCAAGUACAGUUUAGGAGAGGGAGAUGAACCGUUGAGCAAAUAUCUGAAUAAGACCCUCACUCUGCCAAUCAACACCUUCUGUGGCAUUGAGCAAUGACAAUACGGCACAGAUUCAUGACUUUAUGACAAUUUGUUUACCUCUCAGAGGCCUUUUAGUGUUUGCAUGUAUAGCUAUUCAUUUAAUGUGUAGUCUAAAAUACAUUCAGCCACACGAGGCCAUGGUUUCCUGCUAACCUAUGAACACAAAUGUACUGUUCAAAGUCUGUUGAAUGUGUAUGGGUUUAUGUUGUUAUAGGAUUAAUCUGUAAAAUGUACGAUUUUUGAGAAACAUUCUGCAGUCAUGCACAUUUUAAAAUAUCAUAUUUACACUACUUUUAUACAUUUAUGACAUAAUUCUGUUUGUAUGAAACUUUGAAAUUUAAAAUAACACUUUGGAUGCACAUCGGUUUGUAUGUGUCAUCUGAAAUGAAUUAAAGUCAAAGAAAUACAUACAAUACAAAUAUUUUUAUUUGCAAAUAGGAAAUACAGUGCAAGUAAUUUAAGUAACACUUUACAAUGCAACAGUAAAAACAAUGCAAUACACUUUGCGAUUACAAUAGUUAACCUGAAUUAGCAAAGAUCAAUGCUUUUACAGCUUUUAUUAAGCUUGGUUAAUGUUAUUUUCUACAUAUAUACUAAUACAUUUUUAAAGCUGUAAAUGUUAACAUUAUUUUAUGCAUUAUGAAUUAAUAUGACCUAAUAAUGAACAAUAGCUAAUGUAGAAAUUAACAUUAACUAAGAUGAAUAAAUGCUAUAAAAAUAGGUUAUGUUUAGUUCAUACAGUACUUAAACGGAUAGUUCACCCCAAAAUGAAAAUUCAACACAUCAUUUACUCACCCUUAUGCCAUCCCAGAUGUGUAUGACUUUCUUUCUUUUGCAGAACACAAAUGAAGAUUUUUAGAAGAAUAUCAUCCGAUCUGUAGGUCCGUACAAUGAAAGUGAAUGGUGACCAAAAUGUUGAAGCUCCAAAAAGCACAUAAAGUCAGCAUAAAUGUAAUACAUAAGGCUCCAGUGGUUUAAUCCAUGUCAUCAGAAGUGCUAUGAUAGGUGUGGGUGAGAAACAGAUCAAUAUUUAAGUCCUUUUUUUUUUAUUUAUUUUUUUUACCAUAAAUAUUCACUUUCACAUUCUCCUUUUGUUUUUGGAAACUCAAAUUAAUCGUGCAUUUCCCCAACUACUGGGCAGGUAGGAGAAUUAUAUUAAAAAAGGACUAAAAUAUUUAUAUGUUUCAAUCCCACACCUAUCAUAUUGCUUCUGAAUAUAUAGAUUUAACCACUGGAGUCAUAUGUAUUACUUUUAUGCUGUAUGUUAUGCUUUUUGGAGCUUCAAAGUUUUGGUAUCCAUUCAUUUGCAUUGUAUGGACCUAACACUUUCAAGAUUCUUGUUGCAGCUAAUGUCAGUGAUUUUAAACUGUUACUUCAGUCUCUCACCGACAGGUGGCGCUGCUCACUCGAAAAGUAGCCAGACUUGAUACACUGCUGCUCAAAGAUCUCAGUCGUCCGUCUUUCGCUGUUUGGUAAAAAGGAAGAAAAGUUUAGACACUACACCUGCAUGCAUGGUAUGGACAUGGAAAGUCAAGGAAAAUCUUAAUCAGCAACAACUUGUCAAGCAGACCAUGAUGUGUUUCUGAAUGCAAGAUAUUGCAGGUAAAUAGGGAAGGGACGCGACAUCGUAUGGUAUUGUGACGUGUUAGAACAGGUACAAGAUUCCGGUUUACCUGUUACUAAGAGUGCGUCGUGUACAUUCAGAUCUCCUAAAGUUUGUAUUUGUGUUUUCUUUAAGUCAAUUUAAGUGCUUGAGAGCGACGUUUGAGAUACUUUUAAUGAACAUAUCAUCUAAAACUGUUAUAAAUCUAAACAUACAGUUGGCAUUUUAUUAUGAAAUUACGAUUCACUGCACGCGCGUUGUCUCUUUUUCUCCCUGUAGCUUUUAAAUAUUGUUUCAUGUUCGAAUUCCUUAUUAUUUUCUGACAUGAUGUGCAAAUAUGACUCUUAAAUGCAGUUUAUGGACAACAGGAAACAGUAUUGUUCCAUAUGGUGUUUAAAAUUUCAUGAAGUUGUUUAAAUAUAUAUGGUCACACUAUGUAGAAAGCAGCCAAAAUGUAAAUGUUAAAUAAUAUUACACAUAAAUGAAAAAUCUAAAAUAA